AUGGGUUUGUUUGGUGCCGUGUUUCUUUCCGUGGGCUGGCUGCUGGUGCAGUUCACUGAGGGGGAACUAGAUUUCAUCUCUCAGGGACAGGGGUUGCAACUGCAGGGCGACUUCUCCAUCGCUGGACUGUUUCCUCUCCACUACACAGACAGACCAGCUGCUGGUUUGCCUGCUCUGGCUCCAUGUAACGAAGGUCGACCCAACAAACAUGGCUUUCACCUGAUGCAAGCCAUGAGAUUUGCAGUGGAGGAAAUCAACAACAGCAGCAGCCCACAGCCUCUUCUACCAGGAGUGAAGUUGGGCUACCAGAUGUACGACAUCUGCUCUGUGCCGGCCAGUGUCCUGGCCACACUGGACCUGCUGGAGCAGCAGAAUCAGAGCCCCUCUGGACCUGAGACAGAGGGAGACACAGACCCACACGCUGACUACAGUAAAAGGGCGGUGGCAGUGAUUGGGCCAGACAGCAGCAGCAAGACAUUCACCCCUGCUGCUUUACUGGGGUCCUAUCUCAUACCACAAAUCUCUUACGAAGCGUCAAAUGAGAUGCUCAGCAACAAGUUCCUCUAUCCAUCCUUUUUACGCACAAUCCCCAGCGACAAGAACCAGGUGGAAGCUAUGAUCCAGCUUUUAAUUCGUUUCAACUGGAAAUGGAUUGCUCUCUUAGGUAGCGACAACGCCUACGGCCUGCAAGGCAUGCAGAGUCUCUCGAAGGAAGCACCAAACCACGGUAUCUGCAUCGCCUACCAAGGAGUCAUCCCUUCAUUCAGAGAUAACACCGUCCAGACCAUGAGGAACAUGGUGGAUAGCAUAUUGAAGACCAAAGUCAACACCAUCGUAGUCUUCUCUAGCAAGUCAAAGCUCAGUGGCUUUAUGCCAUUUGUCAUUGAGCGCAACGUGACAGGUAAAGUGUGGAUCGGGACAGAGGACUGGUCUGCAGCUACUCUUAUAUCAGGGAUAUCUGGGAUCAACACCAUAGGCACUGUGAUCGGUGUCUCCAUCAAAUAUGCAGCUAUUAAAGGUUUUGAGGACUUUGAGAGAAAGGUUUUUGAAGCUGCGAUGCAACAGAGUGACACCCAGGAAAUCUCCAAUGACACCACAAGCCAAGGAAAUGACUGUCUGCAGAGCACAGACCUGAACAGCCUGGCCAGGAAGAAAUUCUCCCUGGACGAAUAUGACAUCACCUCCUCCUUCAAUGUGUAUACGGCCGUGCACGCUGUGGCUCAUGCUCUGCACCAAACUCUCGGUUGUGACAUUGGGGAGUGCCAAAGGAGGAGGGUGCAUCCAUGGGAGCUUCUCCACUGGCUCAAGCAGGUGCAAUUCUCUCUGGACAACACCUCAGUGCACUUCGACAUGAACGGGGACCCGAACACAGAAUAUGACAUUGUCUCCUGGGUUUGGAGGGGGACUGAGUGGUCUCUCAGAGUGGUGGGCUCCUACAGCCAUGAUCCUAUCAUGCUCACUGUUGAUGAGGACCAAAUUGAGUGGCAUGACACGGAACAUGCAGGACCAGUGCCGCUGUCUAUCUGCUCUCCACCCUGCCCAACGGGUCACAAGAAGCUGCUGACAGGGCAACACACCUGCUGCUUCGACUGCCAGGCUUGUCCUGCCGCCACAUUCCUCAAUAUAAGUGAACCCACUAUGUGCCAGCCAUGUCUGCCGGAGCAGUGGGCCCCCCCGCGCAGCGAUCAGUGUCUGAAUAGGACCGUCCUGCUGCUUGCCUGGGACGCCCCCCUCUCCAUUGCCCUGCUCUUCUUUCUGGCCACCUGUCUUCUCAUGACCUUGGGCUCUGCUGUAAUCCUCCUGCUUAACCUGAACACUCCAGUGGCCAAGUCUGCUGGAGGCCGCACCUGCCUCCUGAUGCUGGCAGGCCUGACUGCCGCUGCCUUGAGCACUUUGUGCCAUUUUGGCCCGCCGUCUCCACUUGCCUGUAUCCUCAAGCAGCCUCUAUUCAUCGUCAGCUUCACUGUGUGCCUGGCCUGCAUCACUGUGCGCUCCCUCCAGGUUGUCUGCAUUUUUAAAUUUGCAUCCAAGCUGCCGCUGGCCUACGACAAAUGGGCCAAAAAAAACGGGCCAGAAUUUACCAUUUUCCUGUUGUCUGUCACCCUCUUGUUCAUCUCUGUGCUCCGUGAGGCCCUCAACCCGCCACAGCCGUCCCAGGAUCUUGACUUCUACGAGGACAGCAUUGUCCUGGAGUGCAGUAACACCCUUUCAGUAGGCGCGGGCGUGGAGCUAGCUUAUGUCUUCCUGCUCAGCAUGCUCUGCUUCUGUUUUAGCUACAUGGGGAAAGACCUGCCGGCGAACUACAAUGAGGCCAAGUGUGUCACCUUCAGCCUCAUGGUGUACAUGAUCUCCUGGCAGUGCUUCUUCACCUUAUACCUGAUCAGCAGAGACCCGUUCACCAUGGCCGCACACGUGUUCGCCAUACUCUUCAGUGUCUUCUCCUUCCUGUGCGGCUACUUCCUGCCCAAAAUUUAUAUUAUUGCUCUGAAGCCGCAAAUGAACACAAACGCUCAUUUCCAGAACUGCAUUCAAAUGUACACCAUGAGCAAGUAA
This is a messenger RNA of Limanda limanda (common dab), 2553 nucleotides long. Its product is annotated as taste receptor type 1 member 1. The record is from RefSeq and is a predicted model, not a curated record. Gene Ontology annotation, molecular function: G protein-coupled receptor activity. Lineage: Eukaryota; Metazoa; Chordata; Actinopteri; Pleuronectiformes; Pleuronectidae. The coding region runs from base 1 to 2553 and encodes 850 amino acids. The transcript is spliced from 6 exons. Gene Ontology annotation, biological process: G protein-coupled receptor signaling pathway. Gene Ontology annotation, cellular component: membrane.